UGUAUGUGUUCAUCAUGCAUUAGUGUGUGCGAAUUCGGAUUCAUUGCUUACUUAGCUCCGUUUCUUUUUAAUCUACGCACUUUGUAUUUUGACACUAUUCAUAUAUUUCACCGUUUUACUAUUAUUGUGUGAUUUACGCUUAAAGAAGAAUAUAGUUACUAUUGGAUCUUGUUAGAUUUAUGUCAAUAUAUAUUUUGAUGAUAUCAACUUAUAAUUUUUACUUAUUGAUAGGUAAAGAUAUCUAUCAAUGGAUGUAUUUGUGUGUUGUCAAGUGUUAUUGUCAAACACUGUAGGUUAAAAGGAAACUGAGAUAGUAUAUAGUUUAUUUAUUCAUCUUUUUUGUUGGUUAAGAUUCACAUUGUCAGAAGACACAAAUUUAUUAUCUUCCUUGUUGCUAUGAUUUUAUUAUUGUUUUUGAACUAAAGUAUAUUUUCUUUUUUACUCUGGUUAGUUAAUAUCAGUAGGUUAUUCCCAUUGUCUUAUCCAACUUUGUGGUAAUGUUGACAUUAGUGUAAAUAAUUAUUGCUACAAGUAUAUUGUAGUAGUAUAUCAUCUUUUGUCUUGGUUAAGAUUCAGAUUAGUUGUAAUUGUUUGUCUUCUUGUGUAGCUUUAUCUCUUAUUGUUUAUGAAUUCAAUUAUAUAUGUAAUCUUCAGAGGGAUGUUGGAUAGUUGAAACUUAAUCUCUGUAUGAUUUUGUACGGGGUAAUGUAAAGAACUGGCUUCAUGUUUUAUUUUCUAUGAUGAAAUUUUGUGAGCUUAAUCGGAUCGAAUGUCUUAAGUUUCUCGGAGGAAAUGGUGAAAAGCUGUUAAGCAAUCAUCAUUCUACUAGUGAAGCAUGAAUACUAUUGCUAAUGUUUGUUUAAUUAGAGUACUUUUUCUUUUGGCAUUUACCUAUCAAUUUUCUGGCAUGACAUGAUUUUAGUAGUGGGAAGACUUUAGGGUCAUUAGGCGUACUAAUUUUUCGCAAAAAGAAAAGCAAAUAUAACGCAAUGAAAAGACACAAAAAGUGCUGUUGUCAACUGUAUGUAAUAUUCUUCUAAUAUAGUAAGUAUUUGAGUAUUGAAUGUGCCUCCAUUUUAUAUAAUUAUUUGGUGUAUGAAGGAAUUAUAUGGCUUCUUUUCACUUUCUGCCUUCUUGUCCUGGGUUUUGAAGAAUGGGAUUGAGGUUAAGCUACAACGGAAUGCACUGAGUGUGCUAGAACCACCUACGGGACACGAGGAAGAUGAUGAGCUUGAUCACUCUAGCUGCAGCUCUGAUCUUGGUGAGAAGGACCAUGAAUUUGGGAAUAGCAUGGAGUUUCACAAAGUGAGCAAGCCAAGAGUGCGCCAUACUAGACCAUGGGCUCCUCCAUCUGCUUCAGCAAAGUCAAAUCAUCGGAAUUGCUUGAAGGAACUGCACUCCAACAUUCAUACCUCUCACUGUAGGCUGAACUUUGCUAAGCUUGGCAGUGACUCACUAUGGAGGUAUUUGAGCCGAUUUCAUCUGGGGAGCAUGAAUUCUAGCUCAAGAGAGCAGAUGGUUAACAUUGUGCAGCGCCACUUUGCUUCACAUCAAGUUGACGAAGUACAAGUGAUUGCGGAAUUCAUUCGUGCUGCCAAGACACUGAGGAGUGGCAACAGAAGUAGGGAGUGAAAAAAAAAUGAAGAUAAUUCAGGUGUUGUUGAUCAGAGAAGAAGCUCUAUGUAAUUAUAUUAUAUAUAUAUACAUAAAUCGUAGCCUAACUUUUUAGAUGGGAACUCUAACUAAGACAUGGUUUUGGAAGAGGGUUCAUUUUACCUCAGCUGGCUAGAACUCGCCUCGCCCUCCACUCGGAUUCUAACCUUGUAAUCUCAAAUCUGGUGUGUAGAUUAGAAGGCCCGGUAAUAUUUAUAACCUAAGUUCUCUCUGUUAUAUAUAUAUUCCAGUUCUUGUGAA
This is a messenger RNA of Beta vulgaris subsp. vulgaris (sugar beet), 1914 nucleotides long. RefSeq lists its product as hypothetical. The record is from RefSeq and is a predicted model, not a curated record. NCBI's taxonomy places the organism in Eukaryota, Viridiplantae, Streptophyta, Magnoliopsida, Caryophyllales, Amaranthaceae. Gene Ontology annotation, molecular function: protein binding; transcription coregulator activity. Gene Ontology annotation, biological process: regulation of DNA-templated transcription. Bases 1096 to 1632 code for a protein of 178 amino acids. Gene Ontology annotation, cellular component: histone deacetylase complex. The transcript is spliced from 6 exons.